GAAAUCACUCAAAGAGCAUCACCAAAACAAUUUUUCUCAGGCAUACCAACAAUAAACCAUCAAAAUCAUUGCAGUCGUCUUCCCGAAGCCACGACCUGAAAAUUCCACCGUUCUUUCGAAUUCAUCGCCGUGUAGUUUGGUUUCAAAUACACAAUGAAUUCUUCUGGCAACAACAACGGGUAUGGAAGGGGAGGAGACGGACAUGCAGAAUCUACGACCGGAACGAAGGAGCAGCAGCAACCCGUCGUGUCAUUGCUGGAAAAGUAUUCCAGCCUUCAUCGAGGAAUCGAUGAAGCUCGAAAGGAAUACGCCGAAAAGCAGAUGGAAAUCGAAUCCAUCGAGGGGAAAAUCCAUCGGCUGGUAAGCGUUGAUGGUCCUGAAACCGAAGCGGCCACGGAAAAGGCCAUCCAAGAACGGGACGAUCUCCUGCGAACACUCGAGGAACUUACGACGAAGGAUCUCGUGGAUGCCCAAGAUCGAGAAUUCCGGGCCCAAACGAAGCUCGCCCUCGCUCGGUCCAAGGAAGAAAAGGCGAUACAAGCAGCACAAGACGAUCAGACCAAUUUUCUUCUCGAAUGCAAAACCUUUCGUGAGAAGAUACGGACCCUGAUCCUUCGGGGGGAAUUGUACGAUUUCAAAUCUCGGCUCGCUCCCAUAGGAGCGCAUAUCAUCCUUGGUGGCAACCAUACAGUCUUCUCGGGAAGCCAGCGAGAGGACGACACCAAGAACGGAACUGGCAAUGACAGCAGCGAGAACUUCCAACUCCUCUGCGAUUUACUGCUCCAAGAGGCGAACAAAAACAACGACAACUACGAAGAAGACGAGGAACUUCAAGAAUUGCUACAGCAGCUUCGAACACAAAAAGAGAAAACCAAGAAAUCCCGCCAAGCAUGGGAAGAAGCAACGCAGAAAUUAUCCAGCGCACAGCAAGCCAUGGAGAAGAGAGAAAAUCAGAAGAAGGAUUUGCAAUCGCAGUGCGAGAGACUCGAGAAGGAUGUCUUUUACGUUCAAUCUCAAAUCGAUUGUUUGGAUCGGCUAACAAAAGAGGCACACGAAUCGGCGGCAGACUUUCGCAAUGGUACGCAAAAACAAAACAAGUCUGGUUCCUCUAUACCUUCCUUCACUUGCAACGUACAGUAGCUCACAAAACACGUCGAUUUUUAUUCAAUCUCGUGCUUGGUGUUGGAAAGACAUGGAGCGACAUGCUCAAAAGCAAAGUUCCUCCAGCAUUACCACACCUCUAGCACCUGAGCGUACAACAGUCACAGCAGAAGCAGGUGCACAAACGACUGCUGGCAACCAUUGUAGCUCGGCCAAUGCCAUAAGGAAAAAACAGACCGCACCGUAUAAUCCUUAUGCAGUUGCCAAUCGAAAAAGGCAUACAGCAUCGGCAUCGGCAUCGACAUCUACGCCGGAGCUUACCGGCACUUCCAGGACUAUCAGUCCUGUAGCUGCACUAGAUACAACCGACAAGAACAAUGGAAAUCAUCCCCAUCGUGCUCCAGCAGAUGGAAACGGCGAUCGGUCGUCUUUCAAUUUUUCUCCCAAUAGUCUCCCAUCGGGACAGCGCCUUCGCUCUUCGCGGCACUUCGGAAGAUCGUCCUUUCGACCUCCGGGUGAAUCAUUGAUGAGAAUCGCGGCCAGUGCUAGCGGGAAUGGCAAUACCAGCGCCGGUCACAAUAAAAUCGAACACAGAAACGACAACGCUGAAUUCAAGCCCGUCCCGUCCGAAUCUACCAAGGUUUCGCCGUGGGAGAGACGAGGGCCGAAGCGAGGCACUUCUUCGAAGCGUCUCCGAAUCGACGACAGCGACGACGACGACAGCGAAGAAAAUGGUGACGACAGCUCGUGGCUGAAUGCAGCGCCUGCCUUCUCUGCGGCGAAAAAGUCCAAAUCGAGUGCUUCAGAGAGUCGUACCAGGGUCGAACACUAGUACGCAUUAUUACAUCUAACGAGCUGGCAUUGAUAUUUCCAUCGCUACUGCUGCUGCUGUAGCCAAAGCCGUUAUUGUUGUUGAUGUCAACAUCAAUGUUGCUGCUGCUUCGAAACAAUCGACAGCUCUUGAGACAAUCGAUGCUUGCUCGUUGUCAACACAUGACACCCUCCUUCCAAUAGUAGCGGUUCAGCUCCUCAUGCCCGUUCUUGCUGUUGUCAUAGCUGAGCGUAGGAUUGCCAUCAAGAUGUUAUCAUUGUCGUUAGGGUCUACUAGAUUUUGGCGUUACAACCCCGAAGAAAUCUUAUAAGUAGUC
Messenger RNA from Pseudo-nitzschia multistriata, 2249 nucleotides. The record is from the annotation of a GenBank genome assembly. Lineage: Eukaryota; Bacillariophyta; Bacillariophyceae; Bacillariales; Bacillariaceae.